AUGAGUCAACGUCGGAACGCCGGUUCGCGGAACAAGGGACCCGCGCGGGGAGGCAUUUCAAAACGCCGCACGGGCCCGGUUCGUCUUGAUCGAGAUGGAGAUUUGGAUAUGGAUGUUGCAGGCGGCAAGUCGGGUGCUGGUCGUGGGAGAGGUGCCGAGAAGACGGGCAAUGCAGGCCGGGAUGUUCUGAAAAGCGCACCCCAGCGAGGUCCGUUGAGCGGUGCAGGCUUGCAAAAAGCAAUUCUCCGCGGAAUGGCUACCGGCGAUGCCAAAGUUCGAGGCCCACGGGAAGUUGGAGUUGAUGGAGUACUCAAGGAGAUGACUGGAGGAAAAGCAAGAGGACGCGACAAACAAGAUCACCGCUUGGAUCAAGUUUCAGUGCGCGGAUUGAAACAAAGCAAGGCCGCAUCAAAUCCUGAUGGGGGCCUGAAGGACCUCCUCGCCUUCCUGGAGCGCAAAGCCACUGGACCGGAUACACCAGCACGAGAAGCCGUGAGGAUCAGAAAGUCACGAACGGAGGGUGAAGCGGUCAUUGUGUCGGUGCGUCCAGAGGACGUGCCCAAACUCUUGAGAAUUAGUUCGUAUACUUUUGCCGGAGUGCCGCUUACCAUCGAAAAAUACAAUGGACCGGAAACUUCUGGGACAGGGGCUGCCGCUCCAACUGAAUCACCCCAGGUUGUGGAUAUCAAACAAAAGAUGACCAGUGUGCUGAGCCGCCGAUACGACCCGGCGCUAAAGCUGCUCAACCUCUCCGCAUUAGGUCAUGAUGAAGAGCUUGUUUCCAUGGGUCUUUUCCAGAGCGUGUCCACCGAAUCGAAAUUCUUCCCGGCUUUGAUGAAGGUGUGCGAUACUUUUUUCUCGUCAGCACAACAGAAACGCGAAGCCGUCCACAGUGUGUCUCUCGCGAAUAACGAACUCCCCAACGUCAUGUCCGUCACCACACUCUCACAAACUUUUCCCGACAUCCAGAACCUCGACCUUUCUCACAACAAAUUCAAAGACCUUCGCGCGAUGGAGAAUUGGCGCCGACGCUUCCCUUUUCUCGACCACCUUGUGCUCACAGACAACCCGCUCGAGACACAAGAGCCGAAUUAUAAAGAGUCCAUUCUGAAAUGGUAUCCGACACUUCGCAUCCUCAAUGGCCAACAGGUCCGAUCCGAUGAGGAAGUAGCUGCUAUUGCACAGAAGCGUGCCAACGCCGUCCGGGGUGUUCUGCCUCUGCCGGUUCAAGCAGCCGACUUUCGUGACGAAGCACAGAUCGGAGAGAAUUUUAUCAAGCAGUUUUUCCUAGGCUUCGACACUGACCGUGCGGCAUUAGCCAAUGGCUACUAUGACGCAAAGUCCCAAUUCUCGCUCAGCGUCAAUACCUCGGCACCGCGCGCCCCGCAACAGGGACAAGACAUUAAAUCUCAGACAUGGGAUGCCUAUAUUAAAAAGAGCAGAAAUCUAUCCAAGAUUAGCCAUCUCCCUGCGAGAAUGGCCCGCGUGUACACGGGUCCCGAGAGCAUUCUCAGCUGCUGGACAUCGCUGCCCGCCACGAGACACGCUAACAUAACCGCCGAACCGCUCAAGUGGCUCGUCGAAUGCCAUUCCCUACCCGGUCUGCCGGACCCGUCAGGCCAGUCGCCCGGCGGUGUCGGCGGUCUGAUUGUCAUGGUGCAUGGCGAGUUUGACGAGCUCAACGUGGCUACCGGUCAGACCAUUAUGACUCGCAGCUUCGAUCGAACUUUUGUCCUGGGGCCAGGUGCCGGUAUUGGCGGCAUCCGCGUCAUCAGCGAUGUUCUCGUACUACGCGCCUACGGAGGAAAUACCGCUUGGUUACCAGAGGGCACCGCGCCAGCGCAGACGACUUCCGACGGUCAGGCACAGCCCAGUGCACUGACGCCGACUGCCCCACAAAUACCAGAGAAUUUCGCCGUGGCUGUUCCCGGAAAAUCAGAAGAACAACUACAGCAGGAAUUGAUGCUCGCCGAGAUGAGCAAACGGACGAACAUGACACUCGAGUACUCGCGAAUGUGUCUUGAGCAGACUGGAUGGAAUUUUGACAGCGCUUUGGCGGCUUAUGAGAGCGCAAAGGAAAUGCUGCCUCCUAAUGCAUUCAUGCAAGGCAUAUAA
This is a messenger RNA of Xylona heveae TC161, 2115 nucleotides long. RefSeq lists its product as hypothetical. Bases 1 to 2115 code for a protein of 704 amino acids. The record is from RefSeq and is a predicted model, not a curated record. Lineage: Eukaryota; Fungi; Ascomycota; Xylonomycetes; Xylonales; Xylonaceae. Gene Ontology annotation, cellular component: nucleus. Gene Ontology annotation, biological process: poly(A)+ mRNA export from nucleus. Gene Ontology annotation, molecular function: protein binding; RNA binding. The transcript has 3 exons.